Molecule: messenger RNA, 1237 nt
Organism: Periconia digitata
Lineage: Eukaryota; Fungi; Ascomycota; Dothideomycetes; Pleosporales; Periconiaceae
Source: the annotation of a GenBank genome assembly
UUGGAGUACUUCCUUUGACAACUGCCUUAAGCCUUCCAAGGAGCAUAGCUUCCAGAUGUCUUGCAAUGUUCCCAAUGAAUCAAUCAUUUCCUCUGUCCAAUUUUCAUCAGUUCGAACUGCGAAUAUGCGGGCUGUCUAACGUUCCACUAUUAUUUUCAAAUCGACAACCAGCAUUGUUGUUAUCUUGUUUGAACUACUGUUCAGUGAACAACGGUACCCUUAGAAACCUUAUAUCAAUAUCGUAUGUUGUUGAAACUGAUGAUUGCGUACCAAGAAAGGCCACUAUAAAACCUCAUAUCUUAUGUACUCUCGUCUACCGAGCUAUGUCACGAGGUUCAAACUGCCACACGCCAUGCAUCCUCCCAUCAAGCACCCAAUGCGUUCUCCCUCGAAAGAUAUUUGAAUGUUCAACUAGACAUUAUACUUAGGAUAAAAUUCCCACGCUAUGAAAAGUCUUAUUCGAACAAGCAUGCCGAUUCCGCCUUGUACUAUGUAUCUCAAACUUAGCGUCCCCACGCACUCCACGUCGAUAGGAUCCGGAUUCCUUUCCGCCAUCCUGCAGCCGAUCAAGUACGUGGAGCGAGGCUGUGAAACCCAACCAUGCGACAUAGUAGAUGUCCAUCUCUAUUUCCCCACACAAAGCACAUGUCCGAUUGAGAUUGGGGCGCUUUAACUAACAGUCCGUACACAUCCCGAUGCGGCAACCACCACGUUUGCUGCGGCGCCAGCGCACGUGCUAUCCUGGCAAAAGAUCAGCAUUUCCUACUUUGGUUCCCGGAGGAUUUUGAGAAACAUCCGAUCGUGUACAAGUGAUACAAUUUGACUAUGCAGGCCUUUGAAGAUGACCCUUACCUACUAUGACAUAUGUCAAAGGAGAAUAGUACUUAAAGAGAGUGAUAACACACCAAAGAUUCAUUCUCAUCACAACACUCUCCAUUCACACUCGUUAAAGAUCAAUCGAUUUCCAACCCAAAACCAACUACAAUCCAAUCUUUUCAAAAUGCAGUUCACUACCAUCCUCGCUUCCCUCCUCUCUGCUGCUGCGGUUACCACCGCUGCCACCUUCGACAUGCGAACCCGCCAGAUUGUUUGCAGUCCCGGAACUCUCGAAUGCGGGAGUCUCUCUAUCGCCGCCAACCCCGUUUUGAUGGAGUGUAACGAAGAGGGCCAACUUGUGAUCUCUGAGGUCUGUGAGAAAGGCUGCGGCGACUUCGAGGGCGUCAUUGGUUGCAUGUAA